GAUUUUAGAAAAGGAUCAUUAAAGAUAGCAUAAUUCUCUUCCCUUUUUCCUCUUGCUAAUAAUUUAUAUAGUAGUUAGUUUUAUAAUUCGAUCAUGUACACUUAGGCUUGUAAAUUUAACGGAAGCUCACGGCUACCAGCAAAUUCAGUGUGCUUCCCAAUCAUGAAAGAUUUUUUCUAAGGAAGCAAAAGGAUCAUAGCCAGAUCUGACAUACGCGUGCUUCAUGUUAAGAAACGAUAGGUGUUCGACGGUCAGUCGAAGAAAUCACAAUUUAAUUGUAGUUAGUGAUAUCGUUGAAGAAUUAGGGGUUACGAAAUUAAAUCAACUUAUAAUUUGUAACUUGGUUUCUGCACGGUGGUUCAAGUAGGAACUAAACAUCAAAAAUAUUGGAAUUUGUCUAUGUACCUUGCUAUUUCGUACUUUUGCUAUGUACACUUUCAAUUUGACAAAGCCUACGUUUUUAUAGUGUUCUUAUUUUAUUUUACAAAGCGAAAAAUCGAUUAUAAAUAUUUUGCGUUAACCGCGCAACAAAAAGUAAAACGAAAAUCGGAGCGGCAGUGUUUAAAUGAGAGCUCAAAUGCGGCAUCUUCUUAGUUCUUGUACUAAAAGACAUAAUUUACUACAAUUGAAAUAUCGAAUAGCAACAGCAGGAGAAAGCGCAAUAUACGUUUAUUUUGUGCCAAGAAUUAUUUAUUGAUUUACUUAGUGAAUUAGAUUGUUGCACAUCUUCAAUGUACUUCGAGUCCUUGACAAGUGUCUCUAGACAGAUGUAUCAAGAAAUAGUUGGUCUGGAUGAUCAUGGAUGUUGACUACACAGUAAUUAGUUUGAAACGGUCUAGCAGUGCACCCAUGAUCAAUAAGAUCACUGCAACAAUGUCUGUAACAUCACCUUCCGCUUCGGCGCCAAGGGAUGUCCCAUCAAAUUUUAACAUAUUUUCAAAUUCACCUCGUACACGACGCUUCAGCACUAGUAGUCCUGGAACUGUUCCUAGGCUAACACCACGUGUAAGUCAAUUGAGACAAGAAGAAUGCAUUGAUGUUGCUGGUCGUGAAGCAGCACAUGAAAAAGAAAUACACAGUGCCAUGCAGAUCUCUCAAUCAUGGGAAGACCUCACCAUAGAAGCAGAAGGAUUGUCUUUUAAAGAUUCAGAAUCAGCUUCAUUGCAAUUUAAGAUAGAAUCACAACCAAUUGCUAAACGAAUUCUUGAUCCCUUGAGUAUCAAUUUAUCUGUAAGUGGUUCAACUACAUAUUCUUCACCAUCACCAACAAGAACUGGUUUUGGUCAAAGACAUUGCUAUUCGCCUGGUGUUCAUGCAGCUACAUGGAAAAAUAAUCUAUCACCUAGCCCUACUAGAAAAGCUUUUGCUACAAGACGGAGCCUAAGUCCUAUUGCGAUACGACCGAGUUGUUUGGCAUCAGUUAAAAGAAAAUUUGAAUUAGAUGAUUCUGGAAUGGAUCGGUUACAACCUCCUGCAAAACGUACUUCUGGUUUGCUAACUUCUGCUGCAUCUAGGUUGGAUGUGGCAAUAUCUAGUCUACAUCCUGGAACUAUUAGUUCAGUUGGAACCCCAGAGUCUUGUUCCAGUCUUGACUCUCUUGGUUGUUCUUUUCGACCUGUGCAUAGUCCAUCGCCUGGUCCAGGUGCUCCUUCAAUUGUUAAUGACGAUCCAUCUUCAUCUUCGUCGUUUUCGUCUUCGUCUUCAUCUUCUUCGUCUUCCUCGUCUUCUUCCAUUACCUCUUCUUCUACCACUACUUCAGCAGAAAGAUUGAGUGUACAGGUCAAAACUUUUAAAGAAAUACAGCACAAACAAAUUACACGAGAAAAUAAUGGAUAAAGGGAAGCAUUCAAAAACAUUUUAAAAGAGAAACAUGUAUCAUUGCGACGACAAACUUAUUCUUGUAAGUAGUAAAAGAUGAUCAUUAGAGCGAUGAAUUUUAUAUAUUAAAUUUAUCUAUAGAUCAUUUUUUUACAUUUAAUGCCUAUCUACAUUCUGGUCAUAUCUAUUUAUUAAUUUUCGUAUUGUGCAAACUGUUUAAAUGUGUAUUAGUUGCAUCACAAAUGAUGCUUUCAUUCUUGUUAAGAUGCUUAUUAAUAUUGUCAAAUAAGGUUGAAGCAAUGAGAUGCAUAUACAUACAUGUAAUAUGAACGCAGUUCUAAGACCAAAGCGAAUUAUUUAGGAAAAUGCGUGCUUCCUACCUUUAAGACUGAAUUCUGCGUUUUCUAAAUACAUCGAAUAUAAAAGUUCUCCUUUGCUUAGGAAGGGUACAUAUACAUAUGUGACGUUGGCUAUUUUAAUUUUAUAUGAUAAUUAAGCAUACAUAAUUUCAGUUGUGACCUUUUUUGUCAGUGACAAUCCCGCCAAUGUAUCCUUUGUGCGAUCCUUCUUUUCAAAAUAAGUAGACAAAUAAGCGUAAGUAUGGUGUACAUCGAUUUAUUAAUUCGCGCAUUAAUAGUAUUAUUGAUUCUAUGAAUCUCCAAUCCUGUAUAGUGUGUAAAUAAACUAUCUGUAGUAUGUACUUUUAUUCAAUGUAUACAAUAUUUCUGAAAAUUAAUAAUGUACAAGACAAAACAGUACUUUUUGGACAAAUAAAUGCGAAAGAUAAAAUA
This is a messenger RNA of Bombus pascuorum, 2609 nucleotides long. RefSeq names its product PPP2R1A-PPP2R2A-interacting phosphatase regulator 1. NCBI's taxonomy places the organism in Eukaryota, Metazoa, Arthropoda, Insecta, Hymenoptera, Apidae. The record is from RefSeq and is a predicted model, not a curated record. The coding region runs from base 793 to 1836 and encodes 347 amino acids. The transcript has 5 exons. Gene Ontology annotation, molecular function: protein serine/threonine phosphatase inhibitor activity.